Didymodactylos carnosus is the source of this 1272-nucleotide messenger RNA. The record is from the annotation of a GenBank genome assembly. NCBI's taxonomy places the organism in Eukaryota, Metazoa, Rotifera, Eurotatoria, Philodinida, Philodinidae.
AUGUCAUUAUCAGACCUUGGAAAGUCUUCUAAUAAUGAUAAUGACAGUAACGACGAUUACGACAAUGGUUCAGCGCGACGUUAUUCAGUAAUAGUAACAUCAGCAAAUGAGGAUGUGUUUAUAGGAGAUGAAUAUGUAAAUCCUGAUGAUACUGAUGAUCCUGAUUCUGACAAACAACCUUUACUGAACCAUUCAAUAAAAUCCAAUCAACAUGGUUCGUUAUGUUGUAAAAAUAUCAAAACUCGUUAUAUUAUUGCAAUAUUGGCCUUCUUUGGAUUUUUUUGUGGUUAUACCAUACGUGUUAAUCUUUCAGGAAAUUUUGCUGAACGUUAUGGUGCAAAAUAUAUUUUCGGUGGAAGUGUUUUAAUUACUGGGUUAUUAACAUUAUUAACACCAGUAGCGGCAAGAACUCAUGUAGUCUUUUUGAUUGCCAUUCGUGUUUUAAUUGGUAUUUGCUCUGGUCCACUUUUUCCUUCAGCAGGAGCAUUAUGGGGAAGAUGGAUUCCUCCUCUUGAAAGAUCAACAAUUCCUCCAGCGGCAACAACGGGUGCUAAUAUUGGAAUUGUUAUUUCAACACCAUUGCAUCAUCGAACACCAUGGAAAGAUAUAAUAAAAUGUGUUCCAUUAUAUGGAAUAACAAUAAUGCAUGUAUGUGCUAAUUUUGUUUUUUACACAUUAUUAACAUCAUUACCAAUUUAUUUUGCAACAAUAUUAAAUUUUGAUUUGCAUGAAAAUGGCUUUCUAUUUGCUCUACCCUACUUUUGUCAAUCAGUUAUUACUGUUUGUGCUGGUAACAUAAUGGAACGAAUUCGAAAGAAAACAAAAUUAACAACAACAAGUAUUAGAAAAAUACCAACAAUAAUUGGCUGUGUUGGAUUAUCAAUAUCUUUAGUAGCAAUUGGUUAUUUUGAAUGUAAUAGGAUUGGAGCCGUUUUAUGUUGUAUUUUAGCUGUAGGAUUUAUUGGUUUUUUGAAUGUUGGAUCUGCAGUUUCAUAUUUGGAUCUAGCACCUAACUAUGCAGGAACGCUCGUUGGCAUUACGAAUACAUUAGGCACUAUUCCAGGAUUUGUUGGACCAUUGAUCGUUGGCGCAAUCACAAAUCAUAAUCAAACGUUGCAUGCUUGGAAAGUUAUAUUUGAUCUUACGGCUGGUAUUGGAAUAUUUGGAUGUGUAGCUUUUUGCUUGUUGUUUCGCGGCGAAGAACAAAAAUGGAAUCAUCAUCCUGAUACGGCUGAAGAAAAAACUGUUUUACAAUCAGAUUUACUUAACUGA